AUGGCAACUCUCAGCAACUACAUGAAGGCUUGCCAGGGUCCUACGGUGGGUAUUGACAAACGAAAGGCGCCGAUCGAGAAACGCGCCUGCACCCACCGAGCCCCGGAGUACCCGCCACUGGAGCAGCCAUCGACAGCACCAGCCGACGUUUUACUCCUGGUAGAACCACAACAUCAUCGCAAGAUGGGUCGAUUGGCCGAACUGCAACGCAAGAACUUGGAACAUCUCAUGGGCGCGGAGGCGAUGGGUAUAAUUCAAGUCGACUUGAAAUUCACCGAUCCGAAAGUAUGCCGAAGCUAUCUCUGUGGAGCAUGCCCUCACGAUCUGUUUACAAAUACAAAAAUGGACUUGGGUGCCUGUGCAAAAACACAUUCUCAAAAGUUAAAAGGAGAGUACGAAGCUGCCUUGAAACGCAGUCAAAGUGACAAUCCAGAAGAAAGUACUGAGAUCGUCUCUCCUCAAGAACUUCAAUCGAUGAGAAGAGAAUAUGAAAACAACAUCCUUGGCUUCGUCGAAGAAUGCGAUAGACGUAUCCGUGCAGCCCAAAAACGUCUGGAAAAGACGCCCGAAGAGAACAACCGUACCACCGCCCUGAUGCGUGAAAUCGGAGAAAUUCAAACUGCGUACGAAGGGGCCAUGGCUGAAGUCGAAAAUUUAGGGGAAUCCGGUCAAGUUGAUCAAUCCAUGGCCGAAUUGGCCAAAGCUGAAGCUCUUAAGGCCGAAAAGCUGGAGAAAGAGCGAGAGCUGCAGCAGCUGACUGAAACUUCUGGAGCGUCUGGUCAUCAGAAGCUGCGUGUCUGCGAUAUUUGUGGGGCGUAUCUUUCGAUAUUGGACAGUGAUCGACGUCUGGCUGACCAUUUUGGCGGCAAAAUGCACUUAGGAUAUCUGCAACUUCGACAAACGAUUGAAGAAUGGCGCACUCGUCCACACGGACUCAACGCCCCUUCACUGCUCAACAACAAUCCUGGUCUGACUGCAGGUCUUCAAGCGGCCCACUUUGGCCAACAGCGAGCGCAAGCCGCAGCAGCCCAGAAUUCAACUACUUCGCAGAAUGGAUGGGGAAGUCGAGGAGAGAAGGGUCGAGAGCAAGAGGGACGUAUGUCGCCGCCAGCUGGUCCAAGAUAUCGAGACAAGGACUAUGAUGACCGUCGUGGAAGUCGCAGAGAACCUGACGACUACGACAAAAGAAAGCAUGAUGACGACCGGCCACCCAAGGACGACCGUGAUAAGCGGAGAAGAUACGACUGA
Puccinia triticina is the source of this 1248-nucleotide messenger RNA. RefSeq lists its product as uncharacterized. The coding region runs from base 1 to 1248 and encodes 415 amino acids. Gene Ontology annotation, biological process: mRNA splice site recognition. The record is from RefSeq and is a predicted model, not a curated record. Lineage: Eukaryota; Fungi; Basidiomycota; Pucciniomycetes; Pucciniales; Pucciniaceae. Gene Ontology annotation, cellular component: U2-type prespliceosome; U1 snRNP. The transcript has 12 exons. Gene Ontology annotation, molecular function: mRNA binding.